Molecule: messenger RNA, 309 nt
Organism: Lasiodiplodia theobromae
Lineage: Eukaryota; Fungi; Ascomycota; Dothideomycetes; Botryosphaeriales; Botryosphaeriaceae
Product: MFS transporter
Exons: 1
Coding region: 1-309 (102 amino acids)
Source: RefSeq, a predicted model, not a curated record
AUGGUCGAUACCGCGCGGCAUGCAGCCGAGAAGUUCUGUCCCAAAUACCGCCACAGCCGCUUGCAGGCUGACAUCAACUCCAGCGGCGGCGACGGUGUCCGUUAUCGUCCUUCCGUCCGCAUGAGCAGAGCGGCCAUCUCGAGGUAUUGUAGCACGCAUAUUCUGGAUAACCUCGGACUGAGGAGAAGGUGCGGCGAGGAAGUCCACCAGCCUCGGAAUGGAGGCUCACACCUGCUGCGAUGGACCGCCGCCAGCGAGGACCUGGCCGAGCAGAGACUGUGGUAUGCCAUGAAUGGCGGCGUCCUCUGA